GCGAGCGCGGCUAUUGAUUGGCUGAGGCGGGAGCAGGAGGCUCUGCCGGCAGCGGUUACCCAGGGUUUCCGGUGGGAGGCCAGAGCGGGCGAAGCCGUCUGCACGUCGACUGUGAGGACCUGCUCCCAACCUAGCGUUGCACACCACAAUGAAGAACCAAGACAAAAAGAAUGGGGCUGCCAAGCAAUCAGGCAACACUUCCAACCCAAAAAACCACCCGGGGCAAUCGGAAGCAGGACCAGAGGGAGACCAGGGGCGGCCCAGCCAGGCGGCUCCUGCUGUGACAGAAGCUGAAGGCUCCUCCAGCCCGGCUCCUGGGAAGACAGAGGGAGUGCAAGCCAGAACGGCUCAGGCUGGAGCCCUCCGUGAUGUCUCUGAGGAGCUGAGCCGCCAGCUGGAAGACAUCCUGAGUACAUACUGUCUGGACAACAAUCAGGGGGGCCCAGGUGAGGACGGGGCACAGGGUGAGCCUGCUGAACCUGAUGAUGCAGAGAAGUCCCGGACGUAUGCCUCAAGGAAUGGGGAGCCUGAGCCAGAGACCCCAGUAGUCAAUGGUGAGAAGGAGACCUCCAAAGGGGAGCCCGGCACAGAUGAGAUCCGAGCAGGUGAUGAGGUCGGAGACCGAGACCACCGGAGGCCACAGGAAAAGAAGAAAGCCAAGGGCCUGGGGAAGGAGAUCACGUUGCUGAUGCAGACAUUGAACACGCUGAGCACCCCGGAGGAGAAGCUGGCAGCUCUGUGCAAGAAGUAUGCUGAACUGCUGGAGGAGCACCGGAACUCGCAGAAACAGAUGAAACUCUUGCAGAAGAAGCAGAGCCAGUUGGUGCAGGAGAAGGACCACCUGCGGGGUGAGCACAGCAAGGCUGUCCUGGCGCGCAGCAAGCUGGAGAGCCUGUGCCGAGAGCUGCAGCGCCACAACCGCUCCCUCAAGGAAGAAGGUGUGCAGCGGGCCCGGGAGGAGGAGGAGAAACGCAAGGAGGUGACCUCGCACUUCCAGGUGACGUUGAAUGACAUCCAGCUGCAGAUGGAGCAACACAAUGAGCGCAACUCCAAGCUGCGCCAGGAGAACAUGGAGCUGGCUGAGAGACUCAAGAAACUGAUUGAGCAGUAUGAGCUGCGGGAGGAGCAUAUCGACAAAGUCUUCAAACACAAAGACCUGCAGCAGCAGCUGGUGGACGCCAAGCUCCAGCAGGCCCAGGAGAUGCUGAAGGAGGCAGAGGAGAGGCACCAGCGGGAGAAGGAUUUUCUUCUCAAAGAGGCAGUGGAGUCCCAGAGGAUGUGCGAGCUGAUGAAGCAGCAGGAGACCCAUCUGAAGCAGCAGCUUGCCCUUUACACAGAGAAGUUUGAGGAGUUCCAGAACACUCUUUCCAAAAGCAGUGAGGUGUUCACCACAUUCAAACAGGAGAUGGAGAAGAUGACUAAGAAAAUCAAGAAGCUGGAAAAAGAAACUACCAUGUACCGGUCCCGGUGGGAAAGCAGCAACAAGGCCCUGCUGGAGAUGGCUGAGGAGAAAACUCUCCGGGACAAAGAGCUGGAAGGCCUGCAAGUGAAAAUCCAGCGGCUGGAGAAGCUGUGCCGGGCACUGCAGACAGAGCGCAAUGACCUGAACAAGAGGGUACAGGACCUGAGUGCUGGUGGCCAGGGCUUCCUCACUGACAGCGGCCCUGACCAGCGGCCAGAGACUGCCACUGCCUCCAAAGAGCAGGGCGGGGAGGGGCCCAGGGCCCAAGCACCCAGCUCCCCACAGGCCACAGAAGCUCCUUGCUGCCUGGGAGCACCAAGCACAGAAGCAUCAGGCCAAACAGGGCCCCAGGAGCUCACCUCCACUACUGCCUAGGGAACCUAUUUCUGGGGGCACGCUGGGAAGGGAGCAAGCAGCCCAGCCAGGCCUGGCCCAUGCAAGGCUCCCACUGCUAAGCAGUCCAGUGCUGAGGCCCAGGGUCCUGUAACCUGGCUGGCCUCUGACACUGCAGUUCUGGAUUUUAUGGGUCACUUUUUCAUACUUAUGGCAUAUGUGCAAGGCCUCAUACAUUUCUAUUUGUAAGUGUAAAAUGGGCUUGCACUGGAGGCGGGGUGUGUACAGAUCAACUCUGGCUCUUCUGUGAGUUGAAGAGUCUCAAAGAGGAGCUGAUACCUGCUGUUGUCACAGUGAGCUGGCAGGACAAAUGACGUGAGCAUCUUCCUGCCCUACUUGAGACUCAGACCCCUCCUUCCCUGCCCUUCAGGGCUCGUGACAAGUGACACACCAGGCCUUGACUGUGUUUCUCUUGUGAGCGGAGCUUAGGCAGCUCUCCCAGCUCCCCUAGAAGCUCCUUUGCUUCUGUUGACCUGGAAGAGGGGGUCCCCGAGCCGGAGCCCUGGCAGGGCACUCAGAACUGGUGAUGAAACUGCUUUCCUGCUUAGGACAAGGGACCUGGAGAAGGUUUCUGUGUGGGAUGAUAUGCUGGUAGGGAGCCCCUGGGGCCCGCUUCCCCUGCCCCCUGUUAGUGCCAGGACCAGGCCAAUGAUGCUUCUCAGUAGCCUUAUCAUUCACAGGUGCCUCUCUCGCCUGCACAAAUGAUUGACAAGAGAUCAUCCAAAGGAUUCUUUCGGAAGGUGUUUGGUUUUCUUUUUUUAUUUUGCACAUGACAGUGUUUAUAUUGAGGAUCUUCUGGGGUGAGCAGGUGCUUUGGCAGUGGUACCUGGGUGUCUGGCCUCCAGUGCCCACCACUCCUGCUGGCACCUUUGCCAUGUUGGUGCUGAGGUCUCCUAUUUGAUGAAAUCAGAUUGUAUUAAGAGAAAGGAAAGGACCUCUGAUGGCUUUGCCACAGCUUGCCUAGGAAUUUCAAUCCCGGGAGGCCACCACUGAUCCCAUCACCACUGUCUCCAUGUAGCAGUUGCUGCACCCUGACCCAGCUGCUCCCCUUGGCUUUAUGAAUCUCCGCUUUCUGACCACCCAUCACGUGCGGUCCUUGAGGUUUGCCCAGUUUCUGCCUGAGGAGUAGGACUGAGGUAUGUCCUCCUUGACAUCCCACUUGUGUGGGGGAGCCAUCAGCUCUUUCUGGCAGCUAAAGGAUAAGAAUGAGACUUAACAAUUGACUGAACCCCAGAAAGCCACAAAAUGACUGCAGGUAUUUGUGGGUGUUCUUCCUUCACCCAUCCCUGUUCACAUGCUACUCUCUAAGAGUUCUGCUGGUUGAAAACUUUAAAGGGUAUUAGCCACCCUCUGUACAGAGCGGUUUUCUGCAGUAACAAAAUGAGGCUUGGGUCAGGAAGCAGAACUCUGGUGGGCUUGCGGUACAACUUCCAACAGCCAGGGCACAGCUUCGCUGUAGCUGAGGGAGCCGCAGUCCGAGAUAGCAGAAUGGCAGAGUUUAUGCUUCCUCCUAUAUUUCCUUGAAGCUAGUUCAUUGUCUGUAGGGCCUUCAUCUUCCACAGCUAGCCUGCUCUCUCAGCCUUUAACUUCAAUCCCUCAGAUAAGUUGGUUUCUGAAGAAUGUCAUGUUCUCCUGAAUCAUGUUACUGCUCAGACCAGAGAUGGCAAAUGAAUGGCACACAAUUUCCCUGCUGCCCCUGUGGGGGAUACCAAUAAUCUAAGUGUUUCCUGCAGAUCCCUCAUUUGAGGUAUAUCCUUGAAUCUCUAAAUUCCCCCAGCAGCCAGCAUAAGUAUUGAGAUCUAUUUGCCAUCCCUGGCUGAGAUACUCCUCUCCUGUGGAGAAGUGUUUCCUAAGAUCUUCCCUUCUUUAAAAUUCCAGAAUGGUCCCUGGGCAUGCCUUUUUCACUUCUUGUACCAGACUGAGAUACACAAGUGCUGCCAACCCCAUACAGGGUUUGCUGGGCUAUGGAAGCGCAGGGAAGAGGUAGAAGCUUCUGCCUGGCACCUUUAAAAGAGUGGGAAGGCCAGCAGAGGUUCACAUAAUUUGCCUGCCUCACUUCAGCUACCUCUUAAAGCCCAUGGGGAGGAGGUGGGGUGGUGGAGCCCAUUGUGGUGGUACAGGAGGUCACAGCUGCAUGGCAGGCCUCGGGCUUAAGUCUAGCUAUUGUGGGCAAAGUGACCCCAGAUGUGCUUACCAGGUCAAAAGCACAUGCUCCGAGCAGGAUAUGGCCUUCGCUCUCAGCUCUAGCCAUCUCAGUCCCAGGCCAGGCUGUAGAAGGGGAUACCAUUCUUCCUCUUCCUCUCCAUUGACCAAAUGUUAUCAGUCACUACAGCUGCUCUGCUUGUUCUGCUUUCCAAAGUCAGCCCAGAUACCUGGGUGCUUCCCGCACCUGCCAGGAGCCUGGGCAAUAUACAGGGGAGGAGGCCUUCGUGUGAAUGAAGGCCAGUUCCUUCUUUACCAGGGCAGAUCUCAUGCACAUGACCUCAGUUUUAGGACCAAGAUCUGUGUUGGUUUCUUAGAUUGCUAGCUUUUCCUCCAGGGACCAGACCAGGUGAGACAGAGGCCCUUGGCUCUGCUGACAGAGUUGUGUUCAGAACUGUCCAGCUGAGUGCUUCAUGUACCAGAUUCUGAAAGGUCUCGGCAGCACUUUUUUUUUUUUUUAACUUGUUUUCCUUGAGGUUUUUGGACCAUGGGCUGAGCUCAGGCACUUUCUGUAAGAGAAUGUUAUGUCUGAAAAUGGUUAUUUUCCCUCCUCCACCCUCUUCCUGGUGGCCCUGCUUAGGGCUGAUCAAGAGGCCAGUGGAGCUGCCCUGGUGUCUGGGGUGAGGCCUGCUGCGCUGAUUGUACAGCUGCUACUCCAGCCCUCCCACCUUGCACAGCCAGAGGCAGUCACCCCAGGGACAGCCAGGCACCUGCCUGGGGGAGGGGUGCUGCCUUCUGUCCCUGUAACUGCUUCCCUUAUGGCCCAGCCAGGCCACCCAAACUUAUUUGAAGCUGUGCCGGCAGCUUUUUUUGUCUCCUUUUGGUAUUCACAACUGCCAGGGACUUGAUUUUGAUGUAUUUUAAACCACGUUAAAUAAAGAGUCUGUUGCCUUACUUGUUUCUUUCCUGAACUUUGUGGUCAUUUGGUACCUCUGAAUCCACCUGGCGAAAUCUGACUUGUCUGGGUCGGCUGUAG
Talpa occidentalis (Iberian mole) is the source of this 5033-nucleotide messenger RNA. It is a transcript of the gene TXLNA, whose product is annotated as taxilin alpha. Bases 149 to 1837 code for a protein of 562 amino acids. The record is from RefSeq and is a predicted model, not a curated record. The transcript has 11 exons. Gene Ontology annotation, molecular function: syntaxin binding. NCBI's taxonomy places the organism in Eukaryota, Metazoa, Chordata, Mammalia, Eulipotyphla, Talpidae.